Messenger RNA from Racocetra persica, 228 nucleotides. The record is from the annotation of a GenBank genome assembly. NCBI's taxonomy places the organism in Eukaryota, Fungi, Glomeromycota, Glomeromycetes, Diversisporales, Gigasporaceae.
UGUUCAUCCUUCUGAAGAUGCACGAUUGUCACCAAUCGAGAACGUAAUUUUUGAUAUAGAAACUAUGGAGGAUUUAGACGCUAGUGCUGCACAAAUUCUCCUAGAAAUCGUGGAAGCUUACCAUAGCCGUAAUGUUCAUGUCUUUUUUGUAAAACUACGUGAAAACCAAAAGAGACUGUUUGUUCUAUCAGGAUUGUGGAGUCUAGUAGGAGAGGACCAUUUCUUUGG